AUGACCAUGGCUCUGAAGGACACGAGCAGCGGAGGCAGCACCAUACUGCCCAUCAGCGAGAUGAUCUCUUCCACCUCUCCGGCGGCCGUUGCCGCCACGUCUUUCACAGGUCCCUGCGCUCCCUCUCCCUUCCCCGAAGUGGUGGAGCUGAACGUGGGGGGCCAGGUCUAUGUGACCAAGCACUCGACGCUGCUCAGUGUCCCGGACAGCACUUUGGCCAGCAUGUUCUCGCCGCCUAGUCCCCGGGGCGGCGCCCGGCGCCGCGGGGAACUACCCAGGGAUAGCCGAGCGCGCUUCUUCAUUGACCGCGAUGGCUUCCUCUUCAGGUACGUGCUGGAUUACCUGCGGGACAAACAGCUCUCACUGCCGGAACACUUCCCGGAGAAGGAGCGGCUCUUACGAGAGGCCGAGUACUUCCAACUGGGCGACCUGGUCAAGCUGCUGUCGCCCAAGGUGACCAAGCAGAGUUCGCUCAACGACGAGGGCUGCCAAAGCGACCUGGAGGACAACCUGUCUCAGGGCAGCAGCGAUCUCCUCCUGCUCCGGGGAGCUGCCUCGGCCGCUACAGCCCCCGGCCCCGGAGGCAUCAGUAGCGGCUCCCUGCUGGACAAACGCUCGGGGUUCCUGACGCUCGGCUAUCGCGGCUCCUACACCACGGUGCGGGACAACCAGGCAGAUGCCAAAUUCCGCCGCGUGGCGAGGAUCAUGGUGUGCGGGCGCAUUGCCCUGGCCAAGGAGGUCUUUGGGGACACCCUGAACGAGAGCCGGGACCCCGAUCGCCCCCCGGAAAAGUAUACGUCCCGCUUCUAUCUCAAGUUCACCUACUUGGAACAGGCGUUCGACCGGCUGUCGGAGGCCGGCUUCCACAUGGUGGCGUGUAACUCCACGGGCACCGCCGCCUUCAUCAACCAGUACCGGGACGACAAGAUCUGGAGCAGCUAUACUGAGUACAUCUUCUUCAGACCACCCCAGAAAACAGUGUCACCCAAGCAAGAACACGAAGAUAGGAAGCAGGAUAAAGUCACAGACAAAGGAAGUGAAAGUGGGACUUCCUGUAAUGAGCUCUCCACUUCCAGUUGUGAUAGCCACUCAGAAGCUAGCACCCCACAAGACAACCCAGCUAAUGCCCAGCAGGCAGCAGCCCACCAACCAAAUACUUUGACAUUGGAUCGUCCCUCAAAAAAGGCACCUGUACAGUGGAUGCCACCACCAGACAAACGCAGGAACAGUGAACUCUUUCAGACACUAAUUAGCAAGUCUCGUGAAACCAAUCUUUCUAAAAAGAAAGUGUGUGAGAAGUUGAGUGUGGAAGAAGAGAUGAAAAAAUGCAUUCAGGAUUUUAAAAAAAUCCACAUUCCAGAUUAUUUUCCAGAACGCAAACGCCAGUGGCAAUCUGAACUGCUACAGAAGUAUGGAUUAUAGUAAUUGUCUGCUUCACAAAAUAUUUCAAGUAAUAUCCAAUGUUGAUUCAAUUACCAGUACCUGACUGAUGUCCUCCUUAUGGUCUGUUCUGCAGUUGGUGUGGUCCUUGCUGCUCCUCUUUCCGUAAACAGUAGAUGGUGGACAGUACCUGGUUUUGUUUUGUUUUUUUCUAAAAAAUGAAAAAAAUACCCACAAAUGAAACAAACACAAAUACAAAAUGAAAAAUGAUGUGUCUGAUCUGAAGCAGUUUGUAAGCGUGAAGUAGAAAUAUGCAUGAUCCAGAAUCUUGGAAUCUUGAUUUUUCAAGCUGUAGUCAACCGGACAUCUUGUCAUUUUGUAGUCCAUCAAACACCAGUCAUCCUACCACUCCAUGUUAUGUCACCAAUAAACAUGACUUAAUAUGGAUGAAGCAACAUGAAGUAUAAAAAUAUUAGAAGAUGGUUAUAGAACCCAGUCCCCAACUGUCUCACUGUUAAUGCAAUAAAGCAAAUCUCUCUUUUGCAUGAGCACAAUGUUAAAAUUAAGUUACACACAAAAAAUGAAAGACCGGUAGGUUGCUUGGAUGAAUAUUUACUUCAGGCCAGCCUGAUAUACUUAAGAUGUGUUGGGGAUUGAAUUUAUUUGUUCCAGAUGUGUGAUUUUCCUGUGUGUAUGGUGUUCUCUGUGUAAAGA
Trichosurus vulpecula (common brushtail) is the source of this 2094-nucleotide messenger RNA. RefSeq names its product potassium channel tetramerization domain containing 8 (gene KCTD8). Gene Ontology annotation, molecular function: protein binding. Gene Ontology annotation, biological process: regulation of G protein-coupled receptor signaling pathway; protein homooligomerization. Bases 1 to 1422 code for a protein of 473 amino acids. The transcript is spliced from 2 exons. The record is from RefSeq and is a predicted model, not a curated record. NCBI's taxonomy places the organism in Eukaryota, Metazoa, Chordata, Mammalia, Diprotodontia, Phalangeridae.